AUGAUCAUAGACGCAAUGGACCUCUUAUACUCGAAACGCCUCGAUGGCUUCUGCCUUGUCUCUAGCGACAGUGACUUUACUCGAUUAGCCACUCGAAUCCGUGAAUCUGGGCUUACUGUUUACGGAUUCGGGGAGCAGAAGACCCCUAAAGCCUUUAUUGUUGCCUGUGAUAAGUUUUUCUAUACCGAAGGCCUUAUUCACCCUUCAGAGCCGGUAUCGCAUUCAACCAAGGCUGAAAGUUAUACUACAAUUCAACGGGCCCAGCAGAAUGAUCACUUAGCUAGUCGGUUACAAGAUACGGAAGAGACGGCUUUAGAUAACAGUGGAUGGGCUAGGCUAUCUGAUGUUGGUCAGCAUCUCACAACACACCACCCAGAAUUCAAGUCCUCCGCACACGGAUAUUCUAAGCUGAGCGACUUAAUCUCUCAUUCGUCUGAUUUUGAUAUCGAGCACCAUCCUUUUGAAGAAGGCAAACCCCCAGAACUCUUCGUACGAAAUCGGAAGGCUUCUACUGGGUCUACACAAGUCUAA
Messenger RNA from Penicillium soppii, 531 nucleotides. RefSeq lists its product as uncharacterized. The coding region runs from base 1 to 531 and encodes 176 amino acids. NCBI's taxonomy places the organism in Eukaryota, Fungi, Ascomycota, Eurotiomycetes, Eurotiales, Aspergillaceae. The transcript has a single exon. Gene Ontology annotation, molecular function: RNA nuclease activity. The record is from RefSeq and is a predicted model, not a curated record.